AUGAGAAAGGCCGUCUCCUUCUCAGAAGGGUUGAGUAGCGAUUCCUCCAAGUUGUCACCGUCUAAGAAAGACGGAGACGAUACAAAGAAUGAAAAAAAUCCGAAUGUUACUCCGCUAAGAGUCCCUCCUUUGAAUCAUCCAGUAACAGUAUUACCAUUUCAGUCUCUAUACGCAGCCUAUGCCUUGUUUGCAAAGUAUGAUGUUCUGACAAAUAAAAAUGAGGCAUUGGUACAAUCAUUGAAGGGUUUGAUAGGUCUACAGUUUGCUUACGGUGUCCUCAUAUUAUUCAACUAUUCACAAGACUCAACACAAAGUCGGAAAAGAAGCUACUUUGGCAAUUUUGCAGUUAUCAUUUUGAAUAUUAUCAUUAGCUUGAUCAUGUCCGUUCCUGUCCAUAUGCUCUUAUUACUUUUUGGAGCCCCAAUUUUGAGUUUGAAUAAAGAAACCUUCCUAUUAGCUGCUCAUCUUUCACUGUUGACAGUAUUCCCGAUUCUGUCCACCUAUAGAGCAACCCAUGCCGAGAAAGACUUUGGAAUGACGUUUUCAACACUUUUCUUCCGAUUGGUGACUGUUCAAGUUCAUGGAGACAUUUCCAAGCAUAUUGUCUACAUGACAUUACUAGGAACAGUAUUUGGUACAUGGUUAGGUAUCACGCCGAUUCCUCUAGACUGGGAUAGACCAUGGCAGGAAUGGCCAAUUACGUUACUCGUAGGUGCAUUUUUGGGCAACUUCGUUGGGGGACUGAUAAGUUGUAUUUCCAUUCUGUUCUUCUAG
Molecule: messenger RNA, 774 nt
Organism: Komagataella phaffii GS115
Lineage: Eukaryota; Fungi; Ascomycota; Pichiomycetes; Pichiales; Pichiaceae
Product: ER membrane protein involved in a late step of glycosylphosphatidylinositol (GPI) anchor assembly
Exons: 1
Coding region: 1-774 (257 amino acids)
Biological process (GO): GPI anchor biosynthetic process
Cellular component (GO): endoplasmic reticulum membrane
Source: RefSeq, a predicted model, not a curated record